Molecule: messenger RNA, 801 nt
Organism: Antrostomus carolinensis (chuck-will's-widow)
Lineage: Eukaryota; Metazoa; Chordata; Aves; Caprimulgiformes; Caprimulgidae
Gene: TMEM81
Product: transmembrane protein 81
Exons: 1
Coding region: 1-801 (266 amino acids)
Source: RefSeq, a predicted model, not a curated record
AUGAAGACCAUCUGGAACGGCCACAUCCUUGGGAUGUUAUCUUGUGCUUUCUGUCUGCUGUUGGUAGUUUCCUCUGAAGUUCCCGUCCGAGCAGGACUGAACUCAGCUGUAGCAAAAGUUGUUGUCAACACCACAUCCUGCAGCGUCACCUGUGGGCUGGGCUUCAAACUGGAGGAGAUGUGUGAGAUCACUCCCGCUGGAGAGAGGAGGAAUUGUACCUUGCUCAGGUCUGACUGCCUGACCAGUUGGGUGUGUGGCUUACUCCACUUCACCAUCCCUGUGGGCAAACCCUUCCAGUUCAGCUGCCUGACCUCGGAUGCAGUUGGCUUUGAUAGCCAAGCCUAUAGCUAUACAUGGAGGUUUGCCCAUGGCCUCAUCACCACUAAUGAUGUACUGUUCAACCGUUUCAAAAACCCCAGUUCUGUCAUCAGCUUUUCCCCUAUCAGGGAGUCUGAUGCAGGUACUUACCGAUGCGAUAUGCAGAUGUUGAAGACAUUCAGAAUCAUCAAGAGGAUCUACUUUGGGGUCAGAGUGAUCCCAAAAGACUUAGUGGAUCUGAACUUUCAAAAAUCUUUGACCUGGGAACAGAAAUUAGCAGAAAACAAGGAGGAAGGAAACACAGAAAGCAGCACCCAGGAAGAAGUGGAAGAACAGCAGCACUUUUGGCAAGGAGAGUUGUUUUAUGGAUGCUUGGUAGCAGUUGGAAGUGGAGUGACAGGGGGUGUCUUGGUGAGCAUGGCCCUCCGCUUCUUGUGGAAGAUUUUAAGAAGGAGAGCUGCAAAGAAAUUACCUGAGAUUUAA